AUGGAAUACUCAUUUUUAGAUCUCGUCAAGAAGGUGGACGUUGUUCCUUAUUACUACGACAAAAAGCAGCACGAUCAAUUUAAGUCUUCUGUAUACACGUUUGUAUCUCAUGAUGGCAGCUUCACCCUUGGAUACAUGCUACCUAUGGUCGCCAAAGAGUUCGAACGUCACGAAGACAUUGUCAGAGUGGACAAUACAAAGAGGCAAGUUUAUAUCAACAGCUGUUUAGAUUCCUUUGAACUUCGCAGCAAGAAAUUGAAUCAAUUGGCCAAGACUUGGUAUGAUGAGGGAAGGUUUGAGCAUUUGAAAGGCUGGAGAAACGAGCUCUAUACUAUCUACUCUCCAGAAAAAAGGCCAUAUAUGCAGCUAGAGCGAGCAUUUUGUCCUCUUUUGGGUGUGGUUAUGUAUGGAUGCCACAUCAAUGGUUACGUGGUGAUGCCUGAUACAGGUAAGAUCAAGAUGUGGGUUCCCAGAAGAUCGGCUUCCAAGCCCUCAUAUCCAGGUAUGUUAGAUUGUACUGUGGCUGGUGGAAUGGGUGAUCGGUACGGAUGUUUGGAAACGGUUAUGAAAGAGAGCUACGAGGAGGCUGGUCUAACGUCUAGCUAUAUGCUCAAGCACGUUAAAUCCGUGGGUCUCAUCUCGUACCUCUACCAGUACGAAAGAGGAACGUUUACUUCGGAAAAUGGUUUUGUUCAGCCCGAGGUAGAAUACAUCUACGACUUGGAAAUGGACUCGGCAACUAUACCUCGCCCUGUAGACCACGAGGCGGAAGAUUUCAAGCUCAUGGGUAUAGAAGAAGUUGUGAGAAGAUUGAAGAACGGUGAAUUCAAGCAUAAUUGUGCUGGCGUCAUUGUAGACUUUUUCAUGAGACAUGGGAUCGUCACUCCAGAAGACGAGCCUGAUUACAUAGAGAUACAAAAUAGACUACAUAGACGUCUUCCAUUUCCAACGAGAUGA
Brettanomyces nanus is the source of this 957-nucleotide messenger RNA. RefSeq lists its product as uncharacterized. The record is from RefSeq and is a predicted model, not a curated record. Gene Ontology annotation, molecular function: 8-oxo-dGDP phosphatase activity. Bases 1 to 957 code for a protein of 318 amino acids. The transcript has a single exon. NCBI's taxonomy places the organism in Eukaryota, Fungi, Ascomycota, Pichiomycetes, Pichiales, Pichiaceae.